Molecule: messenger RNA, 1014 nt
Organism: Ostreobium quekettii
Lineage: Eukaryota; Viridiplantae; Chlorophyta; Ulvophyceae; Bryopsidales; Ostreobiaceae
Source: the annotation of a GenBank genome assembly
AUGGGCAGCAUCAUGAUGUCCCGCGGCCCACACAGCGCCGGCAUAGCGCGCGACGCGUCUGAGGUUCGCGAGUCGGGAGGCGUUGCCAUCACCUGGGAGGAGCUGCUGGGCAUCGGCGGCGACUGCCCCGAGGUCGCCAGCGAAAGCCCUGACUUCAAUGCCCGGGUUAAGCCCUUCGCGGGGGCACUGCACGGCGGGGAGGAGUCGAUGAUAGCGUCCCUGACGUCCACGAGGCGGGAGGCCUGGCGGCGUGUGGGCGACGGCCCAGCGAAGGGAUUCGACGCGGACCUGCGCAGGAGGCGCGACCUGCUGAUGAAGACCUCCGGCGCCAACCGGAACUCGACUUCCCUGCCUUGGUUCCGUUCUCCACCUUCUCCGCCCUCUCGCAGUGGAUCCGGAGACCGAUGUUUGGAUUCCGAUCAGGAUGGCGAGGUUGAUAAGGACGAGGGGGGAAAUGAGGCGGUUUCGCCUUCGGUUGAGGACAGCGCGAUCGGCGUGGAGGGGCGGGUUGGCUGGCUGCUGUUCAAGCGGCCCAAGGAUGGCGGCCAGCGGCCGGCGCGGCGCAGAGCCGUCGAAAAGUCGUACGGCGGGCAGCCCGAGCUGCAGGUCAGGCGCUGGAGGUCGGACUCGUCCAUGGGGAACACCGCGCGGCGCGACGCAUCCUUGGACUCCAGGGAACUGCCCGGGGUGCUCGAGAUGGUGAGGUCCGUUCCGGACAUCCACCGCGAGCUGGCGCUGGAAAGGGCAGCCUCCCCGCUGUCUGUGGAAUCGCAGCACGGGCGAGGGGGGGACGGGCGUCUGGACAGCAGCGCGUCGUGGAGCACGGAGUAUCAGCCGGAGGCCCGCACGGAAGAGCAGGCGUGCGCUGCGCGAAUGGACUCCGGGAUCCUGACGGAGUCGGAGGACAUGGCCGUGGAUUGCUGCCCCUGGAUCAACCUGCGCUACGAGGACAUGAUGUACACCGGUGGCGGGCGGUGGGCGGGGCUGGGCGUGGAGUGGAGCGUGGUGCAGUGA